AUGGCAGGAUGGCCGGCAUCCAACAACCAGAAGAUGAAUUCUAGAGCUUUGAAAGAGAAUGAUACGUUGUUGGGUCCCUUGCUUUCUCCUAGUUCUGGUAUUGAGUUGAUGCAGAAUUGUGAUCUACCUCCUCCAUUGAAGGUCUUUUCUGGGUCGGAUAAGACUGUCAUGUCAUCGAUGAAUAAGGCUUUUAGCAUGAUGGAAAGAGAACAUGAUCAUUGUGAUUUUCAUGUGUAUAGAGGCCGUAGUCGUGAGAAUUAUGAGAAAUUGGAGCUUUUGAAGGCAUUAAGGUUGUCGCAAACUAGAGCAAGGGAAGCAGAGAGGAAGGCUGCAAGUUUGAUUAAGGAGAGGGAUUCUGUCGCCAAUGCUUUGUUUCAUGAGUCCUUGCAGUUAUUUGCUUAUCGGCAAUGGGUGAGGUUGCUUGAGUUUCAAGUCUUGAAGGCACAAGCACAGUCGCAACAACAAGAAAAGAAAUUGUCUUGCGGUUGCUGUACAUCAAAAGAGGUGAAAGACCAGUUGGAAGAACAGGGUUCAGAUAAUGGGAGGAGGGGAUCUUGGAUUGAUGUAGCUUUGACAAUUUGUCUGGGUAUUGUUGGCUUAGGACUUGCAUUUCGUUCCUGUUAUUUGUUAUAA
Molecule: messenger RNA, 633 nt
Organism: Dovyalis caffra
Lineage: Eukaryota; Viridiplantae; Streptophyta; Magnoliopsida; Malpighiales; Salicaceae
Source: the annotation of a GenBank genome assembly